GCCUAACCUCUUUCAGGGCGGUGUAUAUCAAUAUAUAUAUCUUUUGACAGUUUCGCAAUGAUAGCUAGGCGCUGACUCGGAGCUACCGACCACGAUGAACCACCUUGAAUUAGACAACCUCCAAGCCUCCCUGAACAAUGCGCUAAACAGUCUACGCGUCGCAAUGGACGGGUCGGGAUUGCCGCCUUUGUCUUCACAGUAUGGAACCGACACGCACCCUUUGGAUAGCAUGGACCAGCCCACACCAGUUGGUGUAUACGAAGCCCGCAGAGCAGCGCUAGGUGUAGAGCUCAAGAAUCUUCUGCAACAUCCCUUUGAGAAAGCCGCUGAGAGCGCCUUUUCCAUGUAUGAUUAUCCUUCCGUUCAAGUCUUUAUUGAACAUGGCAUCGUGGACCGCAUGGCGAAAGAGCCAUCUGGCAUCUCUGUCAAAACUCUCCAGUCAGAACUGGACCUUGACUCCCAUAAGCUCACCACGGUAUUACGCCAUCUGUCAGUUUAUGGUUGGAUUCGAGAGACUCAGGAUGGUAUUUUUGCCUUGAAUCGCUCCUCUCGCAUUUUACUACAAGGCCAAAGGGGUCGUGCAGUAGUGAUGGCUCCCAACUACAUGAGGAUUGCAGAGGCUCUUCCUCGAUGGCUUGUGCAUCCCGAAUUCAGGUUCUCUAAGUCUCCAGAUCACACCGCAUUUCAACUUGCGAACAAUACUACAAAGCCAUUCUUCGAAUGGGUGAAAGAUGAUAGGGAUUAUCUUGACCGAUUUGCAGCGGGUGUCGAGGCAAUCGGCGAAUAUGUGACCCCAGGAAUAUUAUCGGACUACCCAUGGCAAACGUGCUCAGAAUCAACUAUUGUUGAUUGUGCAGGGAGAUUUCCUGCCCUCAGUCUUGUUGUCCAGGAGAGGGAAGAGAUGAUCGGGCCUGCUGAAGCUAACAUCAAGGCCCGUUUGGAUCCCAACUCAGUUCAUGGCACAGUAGUUGCUGAAGCUAAUGACUUGUUCUCUGCUCAACCACGCACUGGGGAUAAAUAUACCUUCAUGUUACGACAUUCCAAAAUCCUGAUCAUCGAGAGAAUUUCUGGGCACUAUCCCGACACUCAUGUCGAGCUUGAACAUAGCCCAGUAAACACAAUGGAUAGCACAGCUCCUGCUUCCCUCAUAACCGAGCAAACCAUUCUCAAUUCCUCAUUUCGCAUGCCACAGGCACUCGCCUUGCAUCUCUUGUGUAUUUUGAAUUGCCACGAAAGGACAUGGGAUCAGUGGCGAACUAUAAUUUCCCGGGCUGGCCUUGUAAUCACAGGGGUGUACAAGCUUAGGACUUACGUGUCUAUCAUGGAGUGUCGCGCUAUUCAUGCAAACGAGAGUUGAGAUGACCUUAUAUUGACAACUCGUUAUCUGCUAUA
Molecule: messenger RNA, 1392 nt
Organism: Suillus fuscotomentosus
Lineage: Eukaryota; Fungi; Basidiomycota; Agaricomycetes; Boletales; Suillaceae
Exons: 7
Coding region: 95-1357 (420 amino acids)
Molecular function (GO): methyltransferase activity
Source: RefSeq, a predicted model, not a curated record